Messenger RNA from Thalassophryne amazonica, 2869 nucleotides. Its product is annotated as ammonium transporter Rh type C 2. Gene Ontology annotation, molecular function: ammonium channel activity. The record is from RefSeq and is a predicted model, not a curated record. NCBI's taxonomy places the organism in Eukaryota, Metazoa, Chordata, Actinopteri, Batrachoidiformes, Batrachoididae. Gene Ontology annotation, biological process: ammonium transmembrane transport; ammonium homeostasis. Bases 62 to 1507 code for a protein of 481 amino acids. Gene Ontology annotation, cellular component: plasma membrane. The transcript is spliced from 11 exons.
UGCUGGAAGUCACAGUGUGGUGGACAAGUUAUCACGGCAUUCUCUGCAAACCAUCAGCAACAUGGGUAACUUUUUCGGGCACCAAAGAAACACCAAUGUACGAAUCAGUCUGCCAGCUGUCUGCUUCGUCUGGCAGAUUGCUAUGAUCAUCCUGUUUGGAGUUUUCAUCCGAUAUGAUGAACAGUCGGAUGUGCGCUUGUGGCUUGAAUUCACCAAAAAAGAAAACAUCACCAGUGACAUUGAAAAUGAUUUCUACUUCAGAUAUCCCAGUUUUCAGGAUGUCCAUGUCAUGAUCUUUGUUGGGUUUGGUUUCCUCAUGACUUUCUUGAAACGCUACAGCUUUGGUGGUGUUGGCUUUAACUUCUUGAUUGCAUCCUUUGGGCUGCAGUGGGCUCUUCUAAUGCAGGGCUGGUUCCACUCUCUGGACCACACCACAGGAAAAAUUAGCAUUGGAGUUGAGAGCCUGAUCAAUGCAGACUUUUGCUGCGCCGGCUGUUUAAUUGCCUACGGAGCCCUCUUGGGAAAAGUGAGUCCUGUCCAGCUGAUGGUUGUCACACUAUUCGGGAUUACGUUGUUUGCAGUGGAAGAAUACAUCAUCAUCAGCCUUCUUCAUUGCAGAGAUGCUGGUGGUUCCAUGGUCAUUCAUGCCUUUGGAGGUUACUAUGGUUUGGCCAUCUCGUGGGUCCUCUACCGACCCAAUCUGUGGCAAAGCAAUCGUCUCAACGGAUCUGUGUACCACUCUGAUGUGUUUGCCAUGAUUGGUACACUUUUCCUGUGGAUGUUCUGGCCCAGUUUCAACUCGGCCAUCGCAGACCAUGGUGACGGACAACACAGAGCAGCCAUCAACACCUAUCUUGCCUUGGCUUCCUCUGUGCUCACCACUGUGGCCAUUUCCAGUAUGUCUCAGAAAACAGGCAAACUAGACAUGGUCCACAUUCAGAAUGCCACGCUGGCUGGUGGUGUAGCCAUGGGAACAGCAGCUGAGUUCAUGAUCACACCCUAUGGCUCACUGAUUGUGGGCUUCUGCUGUGGCGUCAUCUCCACUUUUGGCUUCCUCGUUGUCACGCCCUUCUUGGAGAAGUACCUGAAGCUCCAGGAUACUUGUGGCAUCCAUAACCUUCAUGCAGUACCUGGGAUGCUCGGUGGUUUCACAGGUGCCAUCGUUGCUGCAGCUGCAACUGAAGGUGUAUACGGUACAGAAGGGUUGGUACGGGUAUUUGACUUUGAAGGACCCUUUGCAGACAGAAGUGUAAACACGCAGGGAGGCUUCCAGGCUGCUGGCACGUGUGUGGCGAUUGCAUUUGGGCUUGUUGGGGGAGCUAUUGUUGGUUUAAUCCUGAAGAUUCCUAUUUGGGGUGACCCUGCUGAUGACAACUGCUUUGAUGAUGAAGUUUACUGGGAGGUUCCGGAGGAAGAGGAGACCAUCCCUCCUGUUUUGGAGUAUAACCACAUGAUUCACAAGCACCAAGACAUGAUGGAGUCAAACUUCUCUGUGGAGCAAAGCUAGGCGCGGAAGAUUACACAUCAUCCUGAACUUAACACGUUGUGAAGUAACACCCCUAUCACACCUUGACGAUAUAGCCAGCAUAUGCUGACCGUAUUAAAAACACUGGCAUACGCUGGCUUAUGUCUAAUACGUUAUGGGUAAGUUUUGUAUAAGUUAGGAGCAUGCUGAUAUACGUCUUAAUAUGCGAGUAUCUCAAAACAUUUUCAGCAAGCACUAUAUUUGUGACGUAUGCCAGCAUAUGACUAAUAUGUCCCGCAUACGCAGAGCAUAAGUUGUAGGUAAGUUAUGUGAUUGUUGACACACAUUUUUUGUAAGUUACUCCUAAGUCUAAAUACAUCCAUUGAUGCUGUCCAUUGACUGGCUCAAAGCUGCAGUCCUCAUGCAAACAGUUCAGACUGUUUCAAAUAUUUAAACCAUUCACACACUGAGAAAAUAUAAAGUCUUAAUCUGACCUGUUUGAUUCAGUCAGAUUCAUUAUCACAGCCUGACAAAAACCUAUCCAUAUAAUGCGUCCUAAUUUUAGAAAACUACAUCUGAAAAUACUUUAGUUCCUUGUCGUGGCUGAAGAAACAUAGUAUUUUAAAGCAAGUCCCUCUAUCGUUUUUCUGCUUCCAGUGCGUUUCUCAGCCUGAAUCAGAGAGCACUGGUGCUUUGUCCCAAAACAAAACAAUUAACUUAUUUUAAAUUAAUUGUUCCAACAGACAUCAGUCAAUUCUUCAGCAUUCUGCACGCAAUGAAAAUAAAUCCCAUGAUCCACCCAGACAAAAAUAAAAUAAUGUUAAAUUACUCUGUUUUGCCUCUGUGUGGAGAAGAGAUGCCGUGCCCCAGCAUACGCGCACUCGAUGGUGUGCUUGUCAAAAUUUAAGUGUUCCACCUCUCAAACAAAAGGAUUCUGCCAACAGUGGAAACACAAACCAUGCCAGACUUAGCUGUUCCGACACGUAUCAUACCAUGCAGUACUGACCCGAACCACUUGGUGGAAAUGGGGCUGUCAGCAUAAGCUGGCUAAAUUGUAAGGGUGUGACAGCUGCAUAAUUUAUUAGACAUAUGCCUGCGUAUUCCAGUGUUUUUACUACGGUCAGCAUACACUGGCUAAAUCGUCAAGGUGUGACAAGGUCCUAGCACUUACUGUAUAAUUCAUCUAGAGCUGUCCUGAAAAGACAAAAUACUUUAUACAUUUUCCACACACCAUUUAUACCACACUUGUCUUCUGCACCUUUGCCAGUUAUUGGAAAGGUUUAGCUGUGAUGUGACAGUAUGAUGAACAAUCCUUCAUUUGUACACUGAUGAAAAAAAAAAAGAAAUGUAAGAAGCCUUUUUGGUAUAUAUUGACUGGAAAAUGUCUUUUACUAAAUCCAACCA